This is a messenger RNA of Sesamum indicum (sesame), 1543 nucleotides long. The record is from RefSeq and is a predicted model, not a curated record. Lineage: Eukaryota; Viridiplantae; Streptophyta; Magnoliopsida; Lamiales; Pedaliaceae.
CUCGAAACAAUUAAAAAAUUCGAGGGCUUUUUUUCUAAAGAACAUGUAUGAUUUAGAAUAAUCAAAUUUCUUUUAAGUUAAAGAGACAAACUAAACAAAAAGCAUUUCAAGAAAUUUAACUACAUAACUCAGUUUAGUUUUACCUUCAACAAGCCAAAGCUAACAACAAUUUCAUUUGGCUUGCACUCACCAAAACAAAACUACGUCUCAAUUUACCAAACACCAAUAAAGAGAGCUUUCACGUUCACGGUCAACCACCGCCUUUUGUCCUCGCUCUUUCCUUCGGUAUAAUUUCUCCCACUCUUGUUUAUUCUUCUUUUUCUUUCUUUGUUGACCUUCUGUUUGUGAUUUUCUGUGGGAAUUGUCCCGUCAAAAGCAAGAGCUGCUUUCAGGUUCUUGUGGCAUAUAAAUUCUUGACUUUUCAUGGAUUUCAUACUCAAUUACCAACCGUGGAGUUAAAAUUUACUGGAUCCUUUUGGAGAGCAAAUCAAAUUUAUCCUUGUUUUGCUGCAAUAGAGAACAGUGAUAAUUGGAUUACUUUUCCCCUUUCCCAUGCAAACUGUGCCUUGUAUGGAGUUUGUGGGGGAGGCAAACGAUAACAAAGAUAAAUCUUCAUCAUCAGGCUCUCUUCGGCUAUGGAGUCAAUGGCAAUUGUUAGAUUCUAUACUCCCUACUGGUGGCUUUGCUCAUUCAUUUGGUCUGGAGGCAGCCAUGCAAGCUCGCCUGGUCAUUUCGCCUGAAGAUCUACGAACUUAUGUAAUCCAUGUAUUGGAGAAUACCGGAAGCCUGCUUCUACCAUUUGUCUAUGCCGCAGCCAUGUCUCCUGAUACACAAACAUGGCAUAAACUCGACAGAUUGUUGAACGCUAUGCUGACAAACGAAGUUGGUCGUAAAGCAUCAAUAGCUCAAGGAUCAGCACUUAUGAGAGUAGCUGCUUCAGUUUUUUCAGAAAUUCCCUCGCUCAAAAUGAUGAGAAGUGAAGCUUUGAGCAGUGGGGCUGUUUCUUUCCACCACGCCCCCAUUUUUGGGCUUGUAUGUGGACUUCUUGGAUUUGAAGCCGAGACCACUCAGAAAGCGUACAUGUUUGUGACCAUGAGAGAUGUUAUAUCUGCUGCAACCAGGCUAAAUUUGGUUGGACCUCUAGGUGCAGCUGUAUUACAACAUCAGGUUGCUCCAAUUGCUGAGGAUUUGUCGACAAAGUGGAUGAACCGAGCUGUGGAGGAGGCUUGUCAGACAUGCCCUUUGCUUGAUACCGUGCAGGGCUGUCACAGUUACUUGUUUUCCCGACUGUUUUGUUCCUGAAGGCUGAAAGUCACAACAAAACCAGCGUUCGGCCAUUCUUGCUGCCUAGGCAGAAUGGAAGUCUUCAAAAUUAUCCGAGGCUGCUCAAGAAAAGGAUACAGUUUUGAGGUUGGUAAACCAAUCUUUCAGGCCUUUGCUUUCACAGGCUCUACAAAUAUUUUGAGUUGGAAAGCAUUCAAUUCUACCAUUAAUAUGACAAAACUGAACAAACAUCUCUGAAGUAAAGACAUUUGAGUUGGCA